Chaetomium strumarium is the source of this 3381-nucleotide messenger RNA. RefSeq lists its product as uncharacterized. The transcript is spliced from 2 exons. The record is from RefSeq and is a predicted model, not a curated record. Gene Ontology annotation, biological process: regulation of DNA-templated transcription. Gene Ontology annotation, molecular function: DNA-binding transcription factor activity, RNA polymerase II-specific; zinc ion binding. NCBI's taxonomy places the organism in Eukaryota, Fungi, Ascomycota, Sordariomycetes, Sordariales, Chaetomiaceae. Bases 431 to 2953 code for a protein of 840 amino acids.
CGACAGGAUGAGAGAGGGACGGCAUCUGGUGAGGAGGGGGAGACAGCGUCCGUUAUGCUCCACCUAGCCCAGUCAGGUCUCCAGCGAUCUUCUGAGAGCAAGUGUUUUCUCACGUUCUUGCAACGCCCGAAUAGGGUUGCUCCCGUACGCUUUCCCCGGACUCGAACCGCCGCCUCCUUUCCCCUUUCCUCCGAGCAACGUAAACGAACGCGCCGGACCCGUGCUCGGCGGAGUCCAUUUCUAAGAAAGACUCCAAGAGCGCUCGACGCUUGUCAAUGAACCCCUCCUGACCGACUUGACAUCUACAUAGAGAAAAAGCGGUGUCUGCGCCGCUCGCCGUCCCUGUCCGGCGCUACAAUACGCUUGGAUCUCCUCCAAUCCCGCUUUCACCGACUCUUUAUUCCGCUUGCCCCUUCCUGGUUUUGGCAAGAUGACUUACGACUUCCACGCCGCGGGGGGGGAAGCCGCACUGUUGGAGCAGCUUGUGUAUGACCACCGGGACCGCUACUCGUAUACCGCCGUCUCCUCGGCGGCACCGGCUCAAGACCUCACCUCGACCGCCCUGACCACCAUGCCGCAAGCAAACCGCCAGAGCUUGAGCCCGGUGACGAGCUGGUUGCCGCUCGAUCUGACCGGAACCGUCAGUGCGCCGGUGUCGAUUCACUCGCCCAACUCGGCCAGCGUGCCGCCUUCGUCCCCGGGUGACCAGAGCGCCCACUCUCCGGGACAUCACAGCAGCACCAUGUCGAGCCCGCUCCAGCAGCAGCCGUCUCCGUAUCAGACGGCCGCUCACCCAAACUCAGCCGGGCUGAUGCAGGACUGGUCGGGGGCUCUUCCGCUGCAGGCUCAGCAACAGCCCGCCGCCGAUCUCUCUCAGUUUAUCCAGGACUCGGCCCUGAUCAGCUUCAACCCAUAUACGUCCAACUUCCAGCCUGCCCCGAUCGAGUAUCUUCCGACAACCACUCAGGCUACGCUCGAUGCUGGGCUGCAGCUGGAAUCGCCGUUCGCCACAAUGUCUCCGAUUGAUACCACCUCCCGGGUAAUGCAGUGGGGGGCGGGCAUGGCGAACUGGCAGGACUUCGAACCGACCCUGAACUUCCAGGCAGACGGGCUUCCGCGUGUUAGGAGUCUUGGAAGCCAUUCCCCGACUGGGACGUACUUGGAGGUCCUGUCGCUAGGCUCGAGUAGCGACAAUGGUUGGACAUCGGUGGACAUGUAUCCGAGCUCUGACACCUUCCCGCAAACUCAGCACUCGCACAACGCCGCAAUCUUCAACCCGAGUCAGACCCUGCACUUGCGGAACAAUUCCGAUUUGUCCACAUCUGACGCCAACUCGCUCGAGUUUGGCAGCUAUGAGGAGGUGGCUUUCCCUUACUCUCCCUACUCGCCAGCAUCCGACUCCUUCGUCGACGCGUCAAGCAACCACCGAAACUGCGUGCCCGGAGAGCACCAUCACCACCACCAGCCGCCAUCAACCGCCUCGGAGCUCAUCAGCCCUUCUGCCGCCGUUGCUCCCGUGCCUAUCAAGACUGUUUCGACUACCCGGCCCCUCCUUGGUAGCGGUUCGAGUGGCUCUGGCUCUACUUCACCCCCCGCAAGGCGGAAUUCGGGGACGAGAAAGAGCCCUAUUGCCAAGGCCACAAAGCCCGUCAUCCGGAGGACGUCGACAGGAAAGAAGGACGGCACUGGCGAGAAGAAGGUUGGCCGGAGGCGCGGCCCCCUGCUUCCGGAGCAGCGGAAGCAGGCCAGCGAGAUUAGGAAGCUCCGAGCCUGUCUGCGCUGCAAGUUCCUCAAGAAGACGUGUGAUAAGGGUGAACCCUGCGCCGGGUGCCAGCCUUCUCACGCUCGCUUGUGGCAGGUUCCGUGCACUCGUAUCGACAUCAAGGAUAUCGGGUACUUCAUGAAGGACUGGAAGGCCGACUAUGAGCGGCAUCUCGGCCGUGGCGUGUCUGUUUUCAACGUGAAGGGGUUCGCGCAGAAGGAGACGCUGAUGUGGAUCACCCACGGCUACGGGUUCUGCCUCCCCGUCAUGGUGCGCGAGGUCUACGUCGCGGACGACAGUUGCUUCCAAGUCGAUUGGGUUGAGUCAACGCUUCAGGAUCAGGACCCCAUCGACUUUGAGAUUCGCACCGAGCGUCUUGACGUUGGCCAGGAUGGCAUCUCGAUGGAGGCUCUCCAUGAGUAUCUCGACAAGCACAUCGAUGAGGGCUUUGAGCGGUUCAUUGACGACCACUUUGAGGGCACACCGUUCAUCACUGAGAUCUUCAAGACGGCGUAUCGCUUCUACACCAAGGAGAGGCUACCGGUCAUCCGCAAAGCCCUGAAGCUGGUUGUGGCUUACAAUCUUACAUUGCACAUCACCAUGGUCGAGCAGCCGCCAUCGGAGGAACCAAUGGAGGGCCAGAUCGACGACGAAGAUUCCAAGUACUAUGGAAAGGUCGUCGCCCCUGUCAUGAUCAACUUCCAGAUCAAGUGCGCCAUGGCCGACAUGUGGCGUGAGCUCCAGAAGGAUAUCCUGGAGGAGCUGUCGGCUCUCUACUCGAGCGUUUACAGCGGAGAGCGGCUGAAGAACUGGCCGACCAUCUUCAUGCUUGCCUCCAUCCUCCUGGCUGUCUGGGAGGAGGUUCAGUUCGACUGCCACUACCGCGUGCCCGACCCUGUUGCUGUGGAGAAGUUCUGCCACGACAUGGAGACCGUGCCAGUCGGCGUGAUCGUCGGGUUAUUCCAUGCAAUUUCGCAGAAGCUGCCCGCCUUCACCGAGUGGGAUACUCGGAGGCAUGGCCAGCUGCUCAACAACAACCCUGCUGUCUGCGAGGCCAUGACAGAAGUGCGGCAACAUGUCAUCAAGCAUGAGGCGUACCUACGGACGCGUGCCGACUCUAAGUUCGACCGAUAUGACUUUGAUUCCUUAUCGAACAAGCUCCUCUCGAAGCUGGUCAUCCGGUCUAACUAGUAGAUGCCGGCUCCCUUCGACGUGUUAUUCCGUUAUGUUCCGCUUUUUUCUUUCUUGGUUUGAUUUCUGGCCUGCUGCUGAGCGAAGGCGUUAAAUCUUGUUCUUUCGUGCUUAUCUUCUCUUCUCUUUAUUCGACUGACACGACUCUCGCUAUGAUUUUCAUCUUCUCGACUCUCACUUGGGGCUGGCUCCUAUACGGGCUACGCUAUUACGAAAUGACUCACGUCCAUCAUGACGAGAAAAGGCAUUGAGUUAUGACCAAACACACACAGACACAGACACACACACACGCAUACACAUUUACUCUCUCUUUAUGAUCGUUAGACACGCACACUGCACACACAAGCCCGUUUCAACAGCACCGAUGAUCCUGUAUGCCACGAGGGCGACUCAAAGGGAAACAUGGACGGGAAGGGCGCAUGGCGAGG